Molecule: messenger RNA, 1180 nt
Organism: Eruca vesicaria subsp. sativa (arugula)
Lineage: Eukaryota; Viridiplantae; Streptophyta; Magnoliopsida; Brassicales; Brassicaceae
Source: the annotation of a GenBank genome assembly
CGACGUUUAAUAAGCUCAAGCCGCUUCUCUCUCUCUCUACAUCUCUGAAAUGGCGAGAGUACUGCGUGUGGCGAGAUCCUCCUCCCUCUUCAGCUUCGGAAGCAGAUCUUACUCCACCUCAGCCGAAGCUAGCCACGCGUCCUCUUCUUCUCAUCCGUUUCUUAGCAACGGUGGAUCUCGCAAGGACGUUACGAAGGAGAGAAACGUGCAGUGGGUGUUUUUGGGAUGUCCCGGUGUCGGAAAAGGCACUUACGCUAGCAGACUCUCGAGUCUUCUCGGUGUUCCUCACAUCGCCACAGGAGAUCUUGUCCGUGAGGCGCUUUCUUCUUCCGGACCUCUCUCCCAACAGCUCUCAGAGAUUGUAAACCAAGGGAAACUGGUUUCAGAUGAGAUCAUAGUGAACCUAUUGUCAAAGAGACUUGAAGCUGGUGAAGCCAAAGGUGAAUCAGGUUUCAUUCUUGAUGGCUUUCCUCGUACCAUGAGACAAGCUGAAAUACUAGGAGAUGUCACUGACAUUGAUCUAGUGGUGAAUCUGAAGCUACCUGAGGAGGUUUUGGUUGAUAAAUGUCUAGGGAGGAGAACAUGUAAUCAAUGUGGUAAAGGUUUCAAUAUAGCUCACAUCAACUUAAAAGGUGAGAAUGGGAAACCAGGAAUCAGCAUGGAUCCACUUCUACCUCCACCUCAAUGUAUGUCAAAGCUCGUCACUCGUGCUGAUGAUACUGAAGAGGUUGUGAAAGCUAGGCUUCGUAUUUACAAUGAAACCAGUCAGCCUCUUGAAGAAUACUACCGUAGCAAGGGGAAGCUUAUGGAGUUUGACUUACCUGGAGGCAUCCCUGAGUCAUGGCCAAGGCUAUUAGAAGCCUUGAGGCUUGAUGAUUACGAGGAGAAACAAUCUGCCGCGGCAUAGUUCAACUCUGGUAUUUAUAAUUCUUUGCAUGUGGAAGACAUAUGCCUUAAUCAGUUUUGUGUUGGAAAUAAAGAAAACUUUAGAUUGUUUUUUUUAUUGCCUCAGAUCAGAAUAAUAAUCAUACACAAAUUGCAAACUGUAAUGAUGUAUCAUGAUUGUUUUAUGAGUUUGCUAGUUACAGGAAUGUAUUAACACUUCUACACUACUGCUUGGUACACAUCAGGUUUUGAUUAUUUAUUGUUGAAUGUGAUCAUGAUUGUUUAUGAGUUUGCU